CUGUGUCUCUAUGAGGUCGAAUUCGUGACUGGGUAAUACACUUUAAAAGUGGCGAGUUGCAGUGAUUCGGAACUUGGAAGACUACCAAACGCUGAAGAUUCAUCGCAGGGAAGGUCAUAACAUCUCCAUUUGGAACUGGAGAUCGGCAGUUCAUGAUGGCUGGAGGUUAUGCUCAAAACUUCUACAAAGAUGGUGGGAAGGAUGGUUCAACAAGCCUAUCAACGCCAAAUCGCAGGAAUUUCCAUCCGGACUCAUCUAUUGUCUUGGUCGGAUGUCGUGGCGCGGGAAAACGCACACUUGGAUUCAUUGGAGCGACAUAUCUGCAUCGGCGUUUGCUCACCGAGAAUCAUUAUUUUGAGCAAGCCACUGGGUUCAAUCGAGCGCAGUUUUUGGAAAAAUACGGCAAAGAUGCACUUAACACUCAAUUGACUUUGAUACUAGCAAAGAUCCUACAGGCCAAUCGAUACAACUGCAUCAUCGAAUGCGAGAUGGGAAUAUGGAGCAGAGAUGCUCAGAAACUGCUGCUCCAGUACUCCGAGACCAACCCGGUCAUCUACGUUCACCGAGACAAGGAGGAAAUCUAUCGGCUUCUGAAUAUACCAGUUGUUGAUGCAGAACGACUGGUUAUUGCACACCAGAAGCACCGAGAGCAUACUAAUCUCGAGUACUAUAACUUAUCCGAUACCAGUGGUGAGGGCACUGGAGCAAGCGAAUCAGGCCUCCGAUCUGCUUCCAUGGCCUCUGCAAGGCUACUGAACGUGAAAGAGGACUUUGCAAAGUUUCUCGAUCUCAUCACUGGCCAAGGAUUGACCCGAUCCUGGGUGGAGAACCCAUUUUCCAUCAACGCAAUACCACCCGAAUAUCGAUCAUACUCGUACGUACUUCGCUUGCGACUAUCUGACCUUAUGAGUCAAGAAAUCAACAUUACGGAGCUUGAGUCCGGGGCUGAUGCAGUUGAAAUCAUUGUCGACACCUGGCCUAAUAAUAUCAUGGAUUUUCUUGCAAUGCAAGUAUCGUUGAUACGGCGUAAAUUAGACUUACCCAUCGUUUACCAUGUGGAAGAGAACCCACGAGAGGAGCGUCAACGACCGCAGGAUGAAAGGGACACCAUGGAUCUGGCAUUACUACUACACGGUCUCCGACUUGGUGUUGAGUAUGUCAGUCUUGAUCUCGAACGUAGUGAAAACUUGGUCAGCCGGGUGCUCUCUAUGAGAGGGAAAACAAAAAUCAUUGGAAAUUUUACAUUCAAAGGUUUUAAUGCACCAAAAUGGUCAGAACCGAUUUACCUGGAGUUUUUCCGGCGCGCACAAGCUCUUGGCUGCAACAUUGUUCGCUUCGCUAGAUUCUGUGUCCAGGAUCGGGAUGACGAAGGUCGGCACAGGCUCUUUGAAGUGAUCAAGGAUAUGCCAGAUCCAAAACCACAACUUGUGGCUUAUGAGUUCUCAGUACUAGGUGCUCUAAAUAGCAAUAUCCUUACUGAUGGAAGCAGACCUCCUUUUCGGGGCUGGGCGUUCUUGCCAGUUGGACAUGGCUCGGUCAAGGCAUCCUCCCGAGAACAUCUCGCUGGUGUUAACUCAACUAGGGGAUCUCUUCGCCUCAUGUUCCGCAAGGGCUCUCUUCAUCCCUUGAAAUUCUACACGGUGGGCUCAAAGGUCUACUAUUCUGCAUCUCCUGCUAUGCAUCGAGCUGCAUACGAUGCCCUCAUGAUGCCGCAUUCUUUCGAGGCGAGGAAAUGCAAUCAGUUAGAGGACCUGGAUAGACUUCGCCGCGAAUACGAUUUUGGCGGCGCUUGCUUGACUGCCCCAUUCAAAGUGGUUAUGAUGGAUCAUGUUGAUCAUCUCAGCUCACAUGCGAAAGCUAUCGGUGCAGUAAACAUCCUUCUGCCUCUGCGAGGAGAAACUUCCUCUGUCAUCGAUCAUGCCAAUGCACGCAACAAAGGUGGCUCCGCGCACAGAUUCUAUGGAGAUAAUGCAGACUGGAGCGCCAUUAUGACUUGCCUCCGCCGCGCUAUCAGCCCUCGCAACACCGUUCAGCCGUCAAAGACGACUGGACUUGUAAUUGGCGCAGGAGGUAUGGCGAGGGCAGCCAUCUAUGCUCUAAUCAAGCUCGGGUGCCGCAAGGUCUUCAUCUUCAAUCGAACCAAGGCUAAUGCGGACAAGGUGGCGGAACACUUUAACAUCUGGGCAAAGCAACACCAGCUCGUCCAAAAUGGCUCAAGGAUAUGUCACGUCCUCGAAUCAACCGACCAGGACUGGCCCAUAAGUCAUCAGCAGCCAACAAUGAUAGUGUCGUGCGUCGCCGCCGCCGGCGAUUUUCAUGACUCCAAAAUUGACUUCAGGUUGCCACCGCAAUGGCUCAAAAGCCCGACAGGUGGUGUCGUUGUGGAAUUGGCCUAUGAACCUCUCAUAACUUCGUUAAUUACACAGAUGCGUGAGAUACGUGAAGCCGGCGGCACGGCUUGGGUUAUUGUUGAUGGCCUCGAGGUCGUUGCCGAGAUGGCAAUGGAAGCUUUUGAGUUAUUGACAGGGCGUAAAGCACCCAAGGCUUUGAUGCGUACAGUCUGUAACGAGAAUUGGGAGAAGAACUGCGCGCCAUUUGAAGCAAGACGAUAAGUCGCUGUAACGAUGCACGCUAUUUUAAGUCAUCGGCGAGGUACGAUCGCACCGCUACAACAAUGGUCGGAGCAGUCCAGAUAGGUACGAGGACCGAGGCACAGCGUGACAACAAGGAAACAGGCAUUUCAAUCAAAAUGAACGGCCUUCGGGGCCUCGUUGCGGUCCGGGGUUCUUCAACUUGUCUCGAGGCAGCCUGUUUACGCUCGCAGGGUUCUAGCUGCGCCAGGGUGUAAUUAGGCUCAGUGUCAUAAGUAAGCAAACUGGCUACUCCUACAAGAACAGCUAGGCC
Molecule: messenger RNA, 2904 nt
Organism: Truncatella angustata
Lineage: Eukaryota; Fungi; Ascomycota; Sordariomycetes; Amphisphaeriales; Sporocadaceae
Product: type I 3-dehydroquinase-domain-containing protein
Exons: 2
Coding region: 153-2612 (819 amino acids)
Biological process (GO): chorismate biosynthetic process
Molecular function (GO): shikimate 3-dehydrogenase (NADP+) activity; 3-phosphoshikimate 1-carboxyvinyltransferase activity; 3-dehydroquinate dehydratase activity
Source: RefSeq, a predicted model, not a curated record